AUGACGUCACAUGGUUUUGGUGCCAAGGGAAUAAAAAAUGUUAUCCAUCUUUGCUUAUAUGAUAACUCCAUAUUCAAAUUCCUCACGCGAUUGUAUGCCUGCCUGUGCUCCCUUGUAAUAGAUGAUGAUCACAAACAAAGAUUUCUAGAUUUGCAGCAGAAGUGCAGAAACCUUACAUUUCCUGACAGGCUUCCUGAGGUCAGCAUUGUAUUCAUAUUUGUUAAUGAAGCUCUCUCGGUGAUUCUGCGCUCCAUUCAUUCAGCCAUUGACCGGACUCCUGCUCACCUACUCAAAGAAAUUAUUUUAGUUGAUGAUAACAGUAAUAAUGAAGAACUGAAGGAGAAACUAAAGAAGUAUGUUGAUGAAGUGAAUGCCCGUAAACCUGGUUUCAUCAAGGUUGUUCGACACAGCAAACAAGAGGGGCUGAUUCGAUCUCGUGUUAGUGGAUGGAGAGUAGCCACAGCACCAGUAGUUGCUCUCUUUGAUGCCCAUGUGGAAUUCAAUGUGGGAUGGGCUGAACCAGUGCUCACUAGGAUAAAAGAAAACAGAAAAAGAGUAAUUUCUCCAUCAUUUGAUAACAUCAAGUAUGAUAAUUUUGAAAUAGAGGAGUAUCCCCUCUCAGCGCAGGGGUUUGACUGGGAACUGUGGUGCCGAUACCUGAACCCUCCUAAGUCCUGGUGGAAGCUGGAGAACACAACUGCUCCAAUAAGAAGUCCUGCAUUGAUUGGAUGCUUCAUAGUAGAUAGAGAAUAUUUCCAAGAGAUUGGCUUAUUGGAUGAAGGCAUGGAAGUAUACGGAGGAGAGAAUGUGGAGCUCGGAAUCAGGGUAUGGCAAUGUGGAGGAAGUGUGGAGGUUCUACCUUGCUCCAGGAUUGCCCACAUUGAAAGAGCACAUAAACCAUACACAGAAGAUCUAACUGCUCAUGUCCGGAGAAAUGCACUAAGGGUGGCUGAAGUCUGGAUGGAUGAAUUUAAGAGCCAUGUCUAUAUGGCAUGGAACAUACCACAGGAG
This is a messenger RNA of Cariama cristata (Red-legged seriema), 1011 nucleotides long. RefSeq names its product polypeptide N-acetylgalactosaminyltransferase 18-like. The annotation marks the transcript as partial. Gene Ontology annotation, cellular component: Golgi apparatus. The record is from RefSeq and is a predicted model, not a curated record. NCBI's taxonomy places the organism in Eukaryota, Metazoa, Chordata, Aves, Cariamiformes, Cariamidae. The transcript has 7 exons.